AUGGCUGCCGCUCCUCCCAACACUAUCUAUCCUCAGAGCCAUGUCGGUUUCGACAGCAUCACUUCUCAAAUUGAGAAGAAGCUCUUGAAACGUGGUUUCCAAUUCAACGUCAUCUGUGUUGGUCAGACCGGUAUGGGCAAGUCGACGCUCAUCAACACUAUCUUUGCUUCUCACCUGAUCGACUCCAAGGGUCGCUUCCAGCCCGACGAGCCUAUCCGCCAGACCACUGAGAUCCAGGCCGUUUCUCACAACAUUGAGGAGAACGGUGUCCGACUCAGACUCAACAUUGUCGAUACUCCCGGCUACGGCGACCUUGUCAACAACGACCGCUGUUGGGACCCCAUCGUCAAGUACAUCAAGGAUCAGCACUCCGCGUACUUGCGCAAGGAGCUCACUGCACAGCGAGAGCGCUACAUCCAGGAUACCCGUAUCCACUGCUGUCUCUUUUUCAUCCAGCCAUCUGGCCACUCUCUCAAGCCCAUUGAUAUUGUCGUCUUGAAGAAGUUGUCUGAUGUUGUUAACGUGGUACCUGUCAUUGCCAAGGCCGACACUCUGACCGUUGAGGAGCGUCAGGAGUUCAAGGAGCGCAUCAAGGAGGAGUUCGCUUUCCACAACCUCAAGAUGUACCCCUAUGAUAACGAGGAAUUUGAUGAUGAGGAGCGUGCUCUGAACGGUCAGAUUAAGAAUCUUGUUCCUUUCGCAGUUGUCGGUUCCGAGAAGUCGAUUAUCGUCAAUGGUAAGCAGGUCCGCGGCCGCCAGAACCGAUGGGGUGUCAUCAAUGUUGAGGACGAGACUCACUGCGAAUUUGUCUAUCUCCGAGACUUCCUUCUCCGAACGCACCUCCAGGACCUUAUCGAGACCACCUCUCAGAUCCAUUACGAGACCUUCCGUGCCAAGCAACUGCUGGCCCUGAAGGAGAGCAGUGCUCAUGGUGGGGCUAGCAGCCGACCCAUCAGUCCUGCCGCUGACCGCGAGUUGAGCCGAAACUCGCAACGAAUGACGAUGAACGGCUACUAG
Messenger RNA from Fusarium subglutinans, 1017 nucleotides. RefSeq names its product CDC10 cell division control 10. Lineage: Eukaryota; Fungi; Ascomycota; Sordariomycetes; Hypocreales; Nectriaceae. The transcript has 3 exons. The record is from RefSeq and is a predicted model, not a curated record. The coding region runs from base 1 to 1017 and encodes 338 amino acids. Gene Ontology annotation, biological process: cytoskeleton-dependent cytokinesis. Gene Ontology annotation, molecular function: GTPase activity; GTP binding; molecular adaptor activity. Gene Ontology annotation, cellular component: septin complex; cell division site; septin ring.